Molecule: messenger RNA, 1478 nt
Organism: Triticum dicoccoides
Lineage: Eukaryota; Viridiplantae; Streptophyta; Magnoliopsida; Poales; Poaceae
Product: 2-hydroxy-6-oxononadienedioate/2-hydroxy-6-oxononatrienedioate hydrolase-like
Exons: 4
Coding region: 59-1027 (322 amino acids)
Source: RefSeq, a predicted model, not a curated record
CGCUUCAUUUCGUCGCUCCAGCUGCUGCACUGGUGCACGUGCUCGGCGCCGCGCCACCAUGGGCUUCAGCUUCCUCCCCGUGAUGGAGUACCUCUCGCGCCGCGCCUUCCACGCCGCCGGCCUCUGCCCCCACACCGUCACCCUCCCCUGCGACCCCGGCGAGGGCGGCGGGGCUCGAACGAUCCACUACUGGGCGCCGCCGGGGGAGCCGCGCCUGCCGCCGCUCCUCCUCAUCCACGGCUUCGGGCCCAUGGCCACAUGGCAGUGGCGCCGACAGGUGGGCCCCUUCUCCCGCCGCUUCCACGUCGUCGUCCCGGACCUGCUCUGCUUCGGCGGCUCCUCCCCAUGCCCCUCCUCCCCGGCGCCCUCCGAGUCGGCGCAGGCCGCCGCGCUGGCCGCGCUGCUCGACGCGCUCCCGGGCCUCGCGGCGACGGCGCGCGUCGCCGUGGCCGGCACGAGCUACGGCGGGUUCGUGGCCUACUCCCUGGCGCGCGCGGCGGGGCCCGCGAGGGUCGGCCCCGUGGUGAUAUCCAACUCCGACCUGCUCAAGACGGCGGAGGACGACAGGGCGUUCCUCGAGCGCGCCGGCGGCGAGUGGGCGAGCGCGGCGGACUUGCUCAUGCCGCUGGACGCGCGCACGGCGCGGCGGCUCAUGGAGCUCUCGUUCUACCGGAAGCAGGUCACCUCCAUGCUGCCGGACUUCCUGAUCAGAGAGGGCGUGCAGAGACUUUUCAGCGAUAAGAGGGAGGAGAAGAUCGAGCUUAUGAAGGCCAUCACUGUAGGGACAGAUGAGUUCCAACUUACACCCUUGGAGCAGGAUGUUUUGCUCGUCUGGGGAGACCAUGACCAGAUAUUCCCUGUGGACAAGGCAUUCGCUGUCAAGAGGUGCUUAGGAGAGAAUGUGAGGUUGGAAAUCUUCAAGGAAACAGGGCAUGUGCCGCAGAUGGAGGACCCGAAUCGGUUCAACGAGGUCGUCUUGGACUUCUUGCUUGCCUCUCAAAAGUCCCCAAACCAGCAUGAUCAGUAGUUCAAAUGGUCAGCUCCGUCCUGAAUCCAGAGUACCACAGAGCAUUCCUGAACUUGAAUAUCCCCAUACAAAGUUUGCAGGAAUUUUGCUAUACAUAUGACAAUGCUCCAAGUUGUUCAGUAAUGUUGCUAGUGCAUCAUACAUUAUAUGUUGUAAACUAGUAUAUGCUUCAGCCAAUAACACCACCUCACCCUUCAAGCAGCAAGAAUGCUUGGAUCCAUUCAGGACGCAGUAACAAGUACAGUGGCAGAGAAGAACCAUCAAAUUCUGACCUUGUCAUGUAAAUUAUGUGGGUGUUUUUAUAAGACGAUUUUCAUUGAACCUAUAUGCUGACUGUGCAGAUCCAGGAGGCUUUGCUUCUUAAAACGAAUUGUGCCUAAACGGCUGUAGUUAACAUCAAUCCUCAAAGAUUUAGAAGCCAAAGCGAUAUGCUUCUUAAUGUUUAUUUUCC